CGGGGUUCUUUUUCCUCUUUUAUCCCUUCCCUGCUUGAGUCAGAGGCUGAAGUCACCGGCAGGAGCACUGCGAAGCUUUUCCCCGUCUCGGGGAGUCUGUCUGCCCCCAAAAGGAUGUGCUGACCCCCGUGAGUGGGAUUUUGGGGGAGCAGAGCCACACAAGACCAGGAACUCAUCACACAGAAUCAGCCUCUGAUCUGGCCCUUCCACGGCUUCAGCAAUGUUGCCAGGGAAAACAGAGAAGAGAAUUGCUUCGUCCAUCUUCAUCACCCUCAUGCCACCGCGGAGGGACGUGGCCACCAAGGAGAGAGCCCAGCGGGGGCUGCAGCCGGAUGGUGCCGAGGUCCCCGGCACCCACCAGCCCCAGGUCCUGCCGUGUCCCCCCACAUUGCCCAACGGAGAAACCCACCCAGUGGCCCCUGUACCUUCAUCCUCACCAGUCCUCCCCCUCUCUGAAGUGCCUCAGCCCUUGUCCAUGGAGGUGCUGGGUCUGGCACUGCAGCAACUGGACCUGGCAGCACCUGCCACCCUCCAGGCCCCUUCCACCUUCCCUGCUGGCUUGAAGCAGCCCACAUUCCGCCAGGAGCAAGCAGGCAAGUGGCAGUGGCAGGAUGCGAAUGGGUACCCGGAGAGGGACAGCUCCAGAGACGUCUGUGCCUUCUGCCACAAAGCGCUGGGGCCCCGGGAGCCGACGGUGGAGGCGAUGCGGAAGCAGUACCACCCCGGCUGCUUCACCUGCCGCACGUGCCACCGACUCCUGGCUGGGCAGCGCUACUUCCAGAGAGAGGGGUGUCCCACCUGUGACACCUGCUUCCAGGCCACGCUGGAGAAAUGUGCCAAGUGCCAGGGGCUGAUCACGGAGCGCAUUGUCCGUGCCCUGGGCAAGGGCUACCACCCCAGCUGCUUCUCCUGUGCUGCCUGUGGCCAGGCCAUCGGCACCGAGAGCUUCGCCGUGGACGAGCAGGGUGACGUGUACUGCGUGCCCGACUUCUACAGCAGGAAAUACGCCGCGGUGUGCGGCGCCUGUGAGCGCCCCAUAGUCCCCCGCGAGGAUGAGGACACCUACAAGAUCGAGUGCCUGGGACGCAGCUUCCACGAGAGCUGCUACUGCUGCGAGAGCUGCAGGGUGCCCCUGUCGCCGGAGCUGACCGAGAACAGCUGCUACCCCCUGGAUGAUCACCUCCUCUGCAAGUCCUGCCACCUCCGCUGGCGCAGCGAGUCGUCCUGCUGAGACCCUGCAGCUCAACAGCCUCUUCCAGAGCACCAGAAAGGGGGUGCCCCCAGUGGGCUGCACCCCAUGGCUGACCCUGUGUGCACCCCGAAAUUACUGCAGAGCUGGGUUUUCAUCGCUAAAAUAUCCCAGGACCCUGAGCCAGUAGAGAUUUGUGGACGUGUCCCAGCACAGCUCUGCACUCGUGAUGAAUAUAAAAUGCUCUGACAGAGCAGCAAUGAGGAAUAGAGGUUUACUCCUUAUUUCUUUUUUAAAACUCCUUUUUCAAGGCCAGUUUUGGUUUUCUUGGGUGGUGUUUCUUUCUUCUCAAGCUUCCUUGGGGUUUCACUGAAAUGUUUUUCUCUGUGGAGAGCAGGCACUGAUUCAGUUACUCGCAGUUAAAUAAAACCCCGAGUUUAAAAACUUUCAUUCCUUUCAUCCACCCUGCAUUCCAAACCUGUCAAAUCCAAGUUUAAAACUAAGGAAGAAAAGUUGGUUUUGGAUUUUCUAGGUGUGGCAAGAGUCGGGUCACUCGGGUCCAUAACAGCUGAUUUUAGGGUGUAGCGAUGUGGCAGAUGCUGUUGU
Messenger RNA from Pseudopodoces humilis (Tibetan ground-tit), 1795 nucleotides. RefSeq names its product filamin binding LIM protein 1 (gene FBLIM1). Lineage: Eukaryota; Metazoa; Chordata; Aves; Passeriformes; Paridae. The record is from RefSeq and is a predicted model, not a curated record. Gene Ontology annotation, biological process: cell-cell adhesion. Gene Ontology annotation, molecular function: filamin binding. Gene Ontology annotation, cellular component: focal adhesion; stress fiber.